GAAGCUGUGCAGCAGUGCAGUAGAAUAGGGCCUGGCAAAACCUUUGCGAGCAAAGAGUCUUUUGUACUGGGACUGUGGCUCAUUACUGACACCUCGGCCGUUUCUCAGGCUGGAUUUCCUAUUGAUUUUCCUCUUCCUUUUCUCCCCCAGGCUCGCGCGGCCGGACAUUGUGGGUGUGCGUGCAGGAUUUCUCCCGGAUGCUCCCCGACUAACAUGGAUGUCCCACCAUCCCUUGCAGUGGAAGGUUGCUCCUUGGCGCAGUGACUGAAGAACAUGCAGCGAUUGCUAAUGGGUUUGGGAAGCGGAGACUUCUUCCGUCUCUCUGUGACCAUGCCGUGAUCGCGUCUGCGGCCACCACUCGACGCAUCUUCAUUCCUGCCCGAACCGGGAGCCUAACGCUAGAUCGGGGACGUGGGUGACGCGGGUGUGGACACAGAAACACCAUGAAGAUUAUUUCCCCGAUUCUAAGUAAUCCAGUCUUCAGGCGCACCAUUAAACUCCUGCUCUGCUUACUGUGGAUUGGAUAUUCCCAAGGAACCACACAUGUAUUAAGAUUUGGUGGUAUUUUUGAGUAUGUGGAAUCGGGCCCAAUGGGAGCUGAGGAACUUGCAUUCAGAUUUGCUGUGAACACAAUCAACAGGAACAGAACCUUGUUGCCCAAUACCACCUUGACUUAUGACACUCAGAAGAUCAACCUCUAUGACAGUUUUGAGGCAUCCAAGAAAGCCUGUGAUCAGCUGUCUCUUGGAGUGGCUGCCAUCUUCGGACCCUCACACAGCUCUUCGGCAAAUGCUGUGCAGUCCAUCUGUAAUGCUCUGGGCGUUCCCCACAUACAGACCCGCUGGAAGCACCAGGUGUCAGAUAAUAAAGAUUCCUUCUAUGUCAGUCUCUACCCAGAUUUCUCUUCCCUCAGCCGCGCCAUUUUGGAUUUGGUGCAGUUCUUCAAGUGGAAAACUGUCACAGUGGUGUAUGAUGACAGCACUGGUCUUAUUCGUUUGCAAGAGCUCAUCAAAGCUCCAUCAAGGUACAAUCUGCGACUUAAAAUCCGUCAACUCCCUGCUGAUACAAAAGAUGCAAAACCUUUACUAAAAGAAAUGAAAAGAGGCAAAGAGUUCCAUGUAAUUUUUGACUGUAGCCAUGAAAUGGCAGCGGGUAUUUUGAAGCAGGCAUUAGCUAUGGGAAUGAUGACAGAAUACUAUCAUUACAUCUUUACGACUCUGGACCUCUUUGCUCUUGAUGUAGAGCCCUACCGAUAUAGUGGAGUAAACAUGACUGGGUUCAGAAUAUUAAAUACAGAAAAUACUCAAGUCUCUUCCAUUAUUGAAAAGUGGUCAAUGGAACGUUUGCAGGCACCUCCAAAACCUGAUUCCGGUUUGCUGGAUGGAUUCAUGACGACUGACGCAGCUUUAAUGUAUGAUGCUGUACAUGUGGUGUCUGUGGGCGUCCAACAGUUUCCCCAGAUGACAGUCAGUUCCUUACAGUGUAAUCGACACAAACCUUGGCGCUUUGGGACUCGCUUUAUGAGCCUAAUUAAGGAGGCACACUGGGAAGGUCUCACAGGCAGAAUAACUUUCAACAAAACCAAUGGCUUAAGAACGGAUUUUGAUUUGGAUGUGAUCAGCCUCAAGGAAGAAGGUUUAGAAAAGAUUGGAACUUGGGAUCCAGCCAGUGGCCUGAAUAUGACAGAAAGUCAGAAGGGAAAACCAGCCAACAUUACAGAUUCCUUAUCCAAUCGUUCUUUGAUUGUUACCACCAUUUUGGAAGAACCCUAUGUCUUGUUUAAGAAGUCUGACAAACCUCUCUAUGGGAAUGAUCGAUUUGAAGGCUAUUGCAUUGACCUCCUUAGAGAAUUAUCUACAAUACUUGGCUUUACGUAUGAAAUUAGACUUGUGGAGGAUGGGAAAUAUGGAGCUCAGGAUGAUGCCAAUGGACAAUGGAAUGGAAUGGUCCGUGAAUUAAUAGAUCAUAAAGCCGACCUUGCAGUUGCUCCACUGGCUAUUACCUACGUUCGAGAGAAGGUCAUCGACUUUUCCAAGCCCUUUAUGACACUUGGAAUAAGUAUUUUGUACCGCAAGCCCAAUGGUACAAACCCAGGAGUCUUCUCCUUCCUGAAUCCUCUCUCCCCUGAUAUCUGGAUGUAUAUUCUGCUGGCUUACUUGGGUGUCAGUUGUGUGCUCUUUGUCAUAGCCAGGUUUAGUCCUUAUGAGUGGUAUAAUCCACACCCUUGCAACCCUGACUCAGACGUGGUGGAAAACAAUUUUACCUUGCUUAAUAGUUUCUGGUUUGGAGUUGGAGCUCUCAUGCAGCAAGGUUCUGAGCUCAUGCCCAAAGCACUCUCCACCAGGAUAGUGGGAGGCAUUUGGUGGUUUUUCACACUUAUCAUCAUUUCUUCGUAUACUGCUAACUUAGCCGCCUUUCUGACAGUGGAACGCAUGGAAUCCCCUAUUGACUCUGCUGAUGAUUUAGCUAAACAAACCAAGAUAGAGUAUGGAGCAGUGGAGGAUGGUGCAACCAUGACUUUUUUCAAGAAAUCAAAAAUCUCCACUUAUGAUAAAAUGUGGGCCUUUAUGAGUAGCAGGAGGCAGUCAGUGCUCGUCAAAAGUAAUGAAGAAGGGAUCCAGCGAGUUCUCACCUCUGAUUAUGCUUUCCUAAUGGAAUCAACAACCAUUGAAUUUGUUACCCAGCGGAACUGUAACCUGACACAGAUUGGCGGCCUUAUAGACUCCAAAGGUUAUGGUGUUGGCACCCCCAUGGGUUCUCCAUAUAGAGACAAAAUAACGAUAGCAAUUCUUCAGCUGCAAGAAGAAGGCAAGCUGCACAUGAUGAAGGAAAAGUGGUGGAGGGGCAAUGGUUGCCCGGAGGAGGAGAGCAAAGAGGCCAGUGCCCUGGGGGUUCAGAAUAUUGGUGGCAUCUUCAUUGUUCUGGCAGCCGGCUUGGUGCUCUCAGUUUUUGUGGCAGUGGGAGAAUUUUUAUACAAAUCCAAAAAAAACGCUCAAUUGGAAAAGAGGUCCUUCUGUAGCGCCAUGGUAGAAGAACUGAGGAUGUCCCUAAAGUGCCAACGUCGGUUAAAACACAAGCCACAGGCACCAGUUAUUGUGAAGACAGAAGAAGUUAUCAACAUGCACACAUUUAACGACAGAAGGUUGCCAGGUAAAGAAACCAUGGCAUAAAGCUGGGAGGCCAAAUACCCAAGCACAAACUGUCGUCUUUUUUCCAAACAAUUUAGCGAGAAUGUUUCCUGUGGAAAUAUGCAACCUGUGCAAAAUAAAAUGAGUUACCUCA
Messenger RNA from Sorex fumeus (smoky shrew), 3282 nucleotides. RefSeq names its product glutamate ionotropic receptor kainate type subunit 2 (gene GRIK2). Gene Ontology annotation, biological process: synaptic transmission, glutamatergic; modulation of chemical synaptic transmission; monoatomic ion transport. NCBI's taxonomy places the organism in Eukaryota, Metazoa, Chordata, Mammalia, Eulipotyphla, Soricidae. The record is from RefSeq and is a predicted model, not a curated record. The transcript has 16 exons. Gene Ontology annotation, cellular component: plasma membrane; postsynaptic membrane; kainate selective glutamate receptor complex. Gene Ontology annotation, molecular function: kainate selective glutamate receptor activity; transmitter-gated monoatomic ion channel activity involved in regulation of postsynaptic membrane potential. The coding region runs from base 444 to 3170 and encodes 908 amino acids.